AGCCGCGGUAAACUGUGAGAGCAUGACCAGCAUGAGAGCAGGACACCCAGUAGAGGUGGUAGUCUGGCAAUAGGGGAGGAGGACAGCCGAUGUCUGGGUUAAUGUUUAUCCUGAGGCCGAGCAGCUCAUGGCCCUGCAGCCGCCUGUUCAGGCUGAGCAGCCUGUUCCUGCCUCCGCUGCCCAGGACCAGCGCGUCUAAAAUGUCAUCAGACUCCCAUUGGCUCUCCCCGGCAGACCGGGAUCAGCAGGUGAUGGAGCUGAGGGCCACAGGCUGGGUGGAGGUGGAGGACCGCGAUGCCAUCUUCAAAGAGCUUCACUUUAAAACCUUUAAUCAGGCAUUUGGCUUCAUGUCACGGGUGGCGCUGCAGGCAGAGAAGUUGAACCAUCACCCAGAAUGGUUCAAUGUUUAUAAUAAGGUCCAGAUUACAUUGACUACACAUGACUGCGGAGGACUGUCAAAACGGGACAUCAAAAUGGCCAAGUUUAUCGACAAAAUUGUACUUUCCAUGUAAUGUUUUUGUCUUUAAUCUGAAAGUUUGAUUCAGCUUCUCCAGUUUUCCUAGUUUCCUCACUUUCAGUCACACACUAAAAUAAAUAUUCCUCACGAAAAAAAAAAGCAUUUUCAGUCUCUAUGUUCUGCAGGCCUCUGCAUUUGUCUCAAGUAAAAUCUAUAAAAAGAUAUUUUAUUUUUGUCUUUUACAGCAUAUUUUGUAUAAGCUGUCUAUGAGAAUAAAAGUUUGAUUUUGUGAAAUAA
Thunnus maccoyii (southern bluefin tuna) is the source of this 754-nucleotide messenger RNA. RefSeq names its product pterin-4-alpha-carbinolamine dehydratase 2-like. The record is from RefSeq and is a predicted model, not a curated record. Bases 90 to 512 code for a protein of 140 amino acids. Gene Ontology annotation, biological process: tetrahydrobiopterin biosynthetic process. The transcript is spliced from 4 exons. NCBI's taxonomy places the organism in Eukaryota, Metazoa, Chordata, Actinopteri, Scombriformes, Scombridae. Gene Ontology annotation, molecular function: 4-alpha-hydroxytetrahydrobiopterin dehydratase activity.